Stegostoma tigrinum is the source of this 2352-nucleotide messenger RNA. RefSeq names its product probable G-protein coupled receptor 139. Bases 43 to 996 code for a protein of 317 amino acids. The record is from RefSeq and is a predicted model, not a curated record. Gene Ontology annotation, cellular component: membrane. The transcript is spliced from 2 exons. Lineage: Eukaryota; Metazoa; Chordata; Chondrichthyes; Orectolobiformes; Stegostomatidae. Gene Ontology annotation, biological process: G protein-coupled receptor signaling pathway. Gene Ontology annotation, molecular function: G protein-coupled receptor activity.
AUUGCAUGUACUACAAACAGACAAAUUGGUUUCGCACAUAAAAUGCAUCGUUCACUUCUAUUUGCAAGGAAAAUUUAUUACACCAUCCUUGCUAUUGUCGGUGUUUCAGUCAACUCAGUGGCAAUAGUGAUCCUGUCCCGUGGAAAGUGUGGACUCUCUCCGUGCACCACAACGUACCUUGUGGCCAUGGCAACGGCGGAUCUCCUGACAAUUGUCACUGAGGUCAUUCUACAUCGAAUCACGUAUUUUUAUUUUCCAUUGUAUUUCCUGAAAAUCACCCAUGUGUGCAGUGCUGGUUAUGUUCUGAUACGUAUAGCCAUAGACUGUUCUGUUUGGUUCACAGUCACAUUCACUUUUGAUCGAUUUGUUGCCAUUUGUUGCCAGAAGCUGAAAUUAAAAUAUUGCACCAAGAAAACUGCAACCAUAGUCCUCGCAACCACCGGGACCGUGUUCUGUUUAAAAAAUAUUCCCAUCUACUUUAGAUUUAAACCAACAAAUAUUGUUGACAAUGUUCCAAUGGAGUGUUCAAAUAAACCAAGCUAUUUUACUGACCGUAGAUGGAUUGGAUUUAGAAUGUUUGAAAAGGCUUUAUCACCAUUGAUACCAUUCGCAUUAAUUAUUUUGCUCAAUGGUCUUACAGUGAAACACAUUUUAAUGGCCAGUCGGAUCCGCCAGGCACUGAAGCGUCAAAACAAGGGAGAGAAUCAGAGUGACCCAGAAAUGGAAAGUAGAAGGAAGUCUAUGAUUUUACUCUUCUCUAUUUCAGGCAGCUUUAUCCUUUUGUGGUUUGUGUAUAUGUUAUUUUUUUUCGAAGUUGAAGAGUACUUGAAUGAAGAUUCUGCUCACCUUUUUGAAAAAGUCGCCUAUAUGCUGCGGAAUUUAAGCUGCUGUACAAAUACUUUUAUAUAUUUGGCCACACAGUCCAAGUUCCGAGAGCAGUUGAAGAAUGCUGUGAAACAUCCAUUUAUAUCAACUUUUAAACUAUGUAUUAGGUAAAGGAUCAAUGGAUAUCCAUAAUGUCCGCAGGUGGGAUCGAGUUUGGCUAGAGAAGGGCAAAAAGGACAAAGGUACUGGAGUGGGAAUGCAGCAAUUUCUGUUAGCCGGGGAAAACACUACCAGAGAGCAGGAGUAUAGGCACAAUUCAGCACAAGGUGGCAGAUAGAUCAAAAGGAUUAUGUCAUUGCAAAGAGUGUCAGAGGACGCUUAGUACAAUAGCUGAAAUACUCAGAUAGAAGAAAUCUCAACAGUAUAAAAACAACUGAAGAUUCUAGACAAUGGGUAAUGAAAAGAUAAUUGGACAUAUGCAGAAGGGUUACAACAAAUAGUGAGAGAUGACAAUAGGUAUUAUGAGUGGGUUAAGAGUAACUUCAGGCAGGUAGUGUAGAAAGAGCAAAGGGGCAAGUGCGGACAUUCGAGUAACAGAUAGCAAAGAGUUAGAAAUACAGCAGGGGAUCAAUUGAAGGGCACAAACCAAUUGUACCAUCAUGGUGCCCAACCACAGAUUUAAUUCAAUUCAGAUCUCCUCAGAUAGAGGAAAAACAGACAAGUUUUCCAAGUUACAAAAAAAAACGCACUGGAAUAAUGGACAUUUCUUAGCUUGUUAGAAUUAUUAUUACUUUCACUUCUCCAUAAUCACAAACUUUAACAUAAAUUAAUUGUACCCCCGUUCCAUUUCUCCAUCAUAACAGCCAUCAUUUCUCUCCCUUUCUCUCUCCCCCUCCCAUUACCCAAUGCAAGACUGAGGGGUUACAUGGAUGUUACUAGUAUAAAUCUGUGCAAGCAGAGUCCUGCUGUGGAGAGGUAUGAUGAAGUAAGAUAAUGGCAAGAAUGGUUGGGUCUCAGGAUUGCCACAAGACUUGAAAAUCCUUGAGGAAUCUUUUAAAUCCAUUAAUGACUGACACUUGCUUGGUAACUGUCUUCAAGUUGUUUUGUCUUUUCAAACUGUUCAUUUCACACAUUUCCUUCUCCAAUUGUUCACCUUAUUUCUUUUUCUUUUAUAUUGGCCUGUUCCUAUUUCUCGCUCUUGGGAUCUGUUAGCUACUCCUAAAUAGCCACACAGUUUCUUGAUAUCACUGCUCAGUUACUUACUGUGCUAUGGCCCAGUUUUAAAGCUUCUUACACGUGCCUAUUAUUUUCAGGUUGUUUUUUUCAACCUCUUGACUUUCUCUGAAACAUUGUAUCUCUCUUCUGUUACUCUCUGUCCUUCAUCUCACUUCUCACGUCUCUUGAUGUCUCUGAUUCCCACUAGCUCCAUGUCCACAUGAAACUGCCUACACAACACUUUUUCUGUCCACCUGUCUUUUUCUUCAUUCCUGUCUCUCCCACCAAAAUUCAAAACUGCAAAGGUAAUCU